AUGUUCGCGAUGGGAAUGAGAAAAGAUUACGCGAUAAUAGCGUUGCUGAUAUGCGCGGUAACGGCGAUAACUAUUUACUAUUUGAGCCUAGUGUCAAAGUGGGAGAGUUACGAGGUGGGCGAACGGGUGAAAAGUCAUUUGUCUCGUUCCGAGUCAGAAGUUGCAGAAAACGAAUCGCCGCUACCGGAUUCCCAGGACGGUCCGAUCGACUACGGCGAUAAAAAAACGAUACUAUCGUGGACGUCCCUCCCGUACGUCGAGAAGUAUUUCGGCCUUGGUAAAACCGGUCACUUCGACACGUGCGCGGGUUACAAAGAGUGCGUUGCGACGAACGACCGGGGAUCGUUGAACGUGAGCGAAUUCAAGGUGAUUCUAUUUCACGGUAACGAACUGCGGACGAACGACCUUCCCGCCGUUAGAGGACCCGAGCAGAUCUACGUCUUCGUUAAUAUCGACAGUCCGAUGAACGAACCACCGGUUGAUCGUUUCUUCGAUAACUUUUUCAACAUGACCAUGACCUACAGACUCGACAGCGACGUCGUUUGGCCCUACGGGAUAUUCAGGAAUACGGACACCGGCGAAACGGUGGGACCCCUCGAAUCCCCGAUUUGGAUGGAGCCGAGCUACGAUCCGAUGAGAUUUAUCACGGAAUUGGAUUUCGAGGAGAAAACAAAACUCGCGGCUACGUUCGCAGGCGGGGGUAAAACGAUCGGUGGUAGGGAAUCGUUGGUCGAGGAAGUUAGGAAGCACAUGCCGGUCGACGUCGUGAAAAAGGACGUCGUCGGGGCUGCGUACUUCUUCCAUUUCGCCUUCGAGGAUUCGCUGUGCCGGGAUUACGUCACCGAAAUAUUCUUCGACACCCUGAGGUACAACGUUGUACCGGUGGUUUACGGCGGUGCCGAGUACAAAAAAUUCGCUCCACCUCAUUCUUACGUGGACGCUCUGGACUUCGACAGUCCGAAAUCACUUGCGGAAUUUUUGAUCGAUUUGUCCGGCGACCGCGAAGAGUACUUGAAGUACUUCUGGUGGAAGAGGUUCUACGCCGUGGAGUCCGCGACUUCGUGGACUAUGUGCAACCUAUGCGAUAUGCUCGACGACCCGUCGUCGCCGGUAAAAACAUACGAGAAGCUCACCGACUGGUACUCAAAGGAUACGUGUCCGAUCCAGGACGGACUAGACGGUGGAAAUUACGCGACGAAAAAACUGAGGGCGCAAAAAGAAAUUCCCAAGCUUUUGGAGAAGUUGAGGAUCGUUUAACCGGUGUAAAAGUGUCGCUUAAUUUUUUUCUUCACUCACAACCGUUCGCACGUCUUUCGUCAUUCGUGACCGGCUGGUAGUUGGAUACCGAAGAGGCUUUUAUCAGCACUGGAUUUAUAGCGUUAUCGGAUUACGCUGUACCCUGGGUAUCCCGAGCAGUGAAUUAAUUGCAGUGAAUUAAUAUUCCUUCGCUUUUUCAUCUUUGGGGUAAUUUGAUUUGUUUUUUUUUUCUUACGAAAGAACCUUGAGUCGCGCGCGUUCCGCCGAGUACCUAUACGAAAAUUCGAUAAAGUUGAAUGGAUGAAAAAAUGGAGCGAAAGACGAUUUAUUUUACGUAUGCCGUAAUAUUCGUUGAACGUCGCUUGUAACUUGAUUCCGAGUCAAGUAUCGCGUCCUUAAUAAUAUUUUCGGUACUUGUAUAAAUUUUAGCUUAUGCCAAAGGAUGAGAGGAAGCGUGUCUACUUCUCCUCGAUCUUCGGAGGUAAUUGGAUACGUCAGAUAUUCAAAAUCAAGGGCGAAAACGCGACACCAUCUCUGGUCCCUAAUUUUCCCCACUCCCCCCCUCUCCGCCCGAUUUUCUUUAAAGAGAAAUGGAAAAUAAUUCGGUAAUAAAAAAUGAA
Athalia rosae (coleseed sawfly) is the source of this 1877-nucleotide messenger RNA. RefSeq names its product alpha-(1,3)-fucosyltransferase C-like (gene FucTC). The coding region runs from base 1 to 1257 and encodes 418 amino acids. Lineage: Eukaryota; Metazoa; Arthropoda; Insecta; Hymenoptera; Athaliidae. Gene Ontology annotation, cellular component: membrane. The transcript has 2 exons. The record is from RefSeq and is a predicted model, not a curated record. Gene Ontology annotation, molecular function: alpha-(1->3)-fucosyltransferase activity.